Pollicipes pollicipes is the source of this 1981-nucleotide messenger RNA. Its product is annotated as gamma-aminobutyric acid receptor subunit beta-like. Gene Ontology annotation, molecular function: extracellular ligand-gated monoatomic ion channel activity; GABA-A receptor activity. The transcript has 5 exons. Gene Ontology annotation, biological process: monoatomic ion transmembrane transport. The record is from RefSeq and is a predicted model, not a curated record. Gene Ontology annotation, cellular component: membrane. Bases 1 to 1161 code for a protein of 386 amino acids. NCBI's taxonomy places the organism in Eukaryota, Metazoa, Arthropoda, Thecostraca, Pollicipedomorpha, Pollicipedidae.
AUGCGCGCCACCACCGUCCUGCUGCUGGCCUGCCUAGCGCUGCUCUUGCUGAGCACCACCGAUGCCCGAGACUACACCAUCACCAUGUACCUGAACCAGUACUGGAAGGACGAACGCCUAUCCUUUAGUAACGACAACGACAUCCUCACGUUGUCCGGCGACUUUGCAGAAAAGAUAUGGGUGCCCGACACCUACUUCGACAACGACAAAAACAGCUACCUGCACGACGUAACGGAGAAGAACAAGAUGGUGCGGCUGCACGGCGAUGGCAGCAUCACGUACGGCAUGCGCUUCACGACUACGCUGGCCUGCAUGAUGGACCUGCACAACUACCCGCUGGAUAGCCAGAACUGCACUGUCGAGAUCGAGAGCUAUGGCUACACGGUGAAGGACGUGGUCAUGUAUUGGAAGGAGACGCCCGUGGUCGGCGUGGAGGACACCAAGCUGCCCCAGUUCACCAUCGUCGGCCACGCCACCAACGACCGCAAGGAAAAGCUGGCCACGGGCAUCUACCAGCGGCUGUCGCUUUCCUUCCGGCUGCGGCGCAACAUCGGCUACUUCGUUUUCCAGACCUAUCUGCCUUCCAUUCUGAUCGUCAUGCUCUCCUGGGUUUCUUUCUGGAUCAACCACGAGGCCACCAGCGCGCGCGUGGCUCUCGGGAUCACCACGGUGCUCACCAUGACCACCAUCAGCACGGGCGUACGCUCCUCCCUGCCGCGCAUCUCCUACGUCAAGGCCAUCGACAUCUACCUGGUCAUGUGCUUCGUGUUCGUGUUCGCCGCCCUGCUCGAGUACGCCGCCGUCAACUACACCUACUGGGGCGCGCGCGCCAAGAAGAAGGCGCAGAAGGCGGCCGGCGGCGCCGACGGCUGGCGCGCCGGCCGUGACGACGGCAUCAUAGAGCUGCGCGACGUGCGUCUCCCGCCGCCAGCGACGCUGCGCCACCGCGGCAACUGUGGCGCGGCGCGCUCGCCGCCCGCUGGUCGCGCCGCGCCCGGCCGCCGUCGCAUGCUGACGUCACUGCGGCGAGGCGCGUCGGCAAUUGGCCGCUCGCUGCCGCGGAUUCGUGACGUCAACAGCAUCGACAAGUAUUCGCGUGUGGUGUUUCCCGUGUCAUUUGUGCUGUUCAAUGUGGGGUAUUGGUGCUUCUACGUGCUGUAGUGGCGGCGGCGGCGACGGGCGCGGACCGGCUGUCUCGCGCAGGGCUGAGCUGUGACGUGGGCCUGCCGAGGCGCACGUAUGUGCCUCCGAUGGAAGGGCAGUGGAAGCGAAUGUUGGAGCGAACGAGGUUCGCCGCAGAAAUACAUCCUAGAAUGCACAAUAAUGCUGAUGGCAGCGUCCUGCAAUAAGCAUGUUUGUUUCAUCCAUUUUUAAUUGAAACCGUUGCAUCGUGGCAGUGAAAGUGAUGCUCAGCGUGAGGCUCGGAUUAUAGGCUUAGGUUAUACCUUUGUUAUAACUCGUAGGAUAGUAUGCUAGGAACGGCGCAAAGUGAAGGGACAGUAGGGGUACGACCUUUUAUGAAUUUCAGAUUUUGUUCAUCAAGAAAGCAUGGCGGAGGCUUGCUAACCCUGGACUUGCUAACGUGUGCCAACACGUGAAUGCAACACCGUGAGGGUGCGUUGGUUAAAUGAGACGGGUGCCCCGUUUGAGCGAAGAGUGCAUCAGGUGAGCUUAUUUUGGGGAGCUCCAAAAUCUGAACGCUAUGCCAACUGACGCCGUCGGAGAGCACUGGGAGAAGCUGGCGUGAUGCCGCUGCCGGAGUCAACAUUAAUCAAUGGCAAAAUACGGAAAUGCUUUAUGCCUUGACAUCUGGUGUUGUGUUGUCAAUCAGCUACAUCGCAUUUGCUACACACGAUAAUGCCUCCGAACAUAAGAAUGGAAAGAAAAUGGACAUCAUGCCCGCGAAGAGGCUGCGGAUUUUUUGGUGUGAUGGGCAAAUGGUUCAAAAUAGUGUAGUUGCCAACUCUUAUAACAUUAAAAG